AUGGGGUCGUUCAUGAAAACGGCGUCGUUCGUCGGAGGAAAUCGAGAGGGCGAGCUGAACAAGGAGAAGGAGGAGGAGGAGGAGGAAUAUACGGUGGAGGAUUUGAGAGAGAGGAUAAAAUCGUCGAGAGAGAGCCAUUUUCAGGUGAUGGAGACCGAGCUCGGGCUGGUCCCCACCAAUCGGAGGUUCAGCCGGCGAAGCCUCGUCAACGGCCUGAAGGACCUGUCGGAGGGCCUCUACAUUAACCCCGAUAGCAGAUGGUACAAGGCUUGGGAGAAUUUCAUACUUAUAUGGGCAAUUUACUCGUCGGUUUUUACACCAAUGGAGUUCGGAUUUUUUAGGGGACUGCCGGAGAACCUCUUCAUUUUGGACAUUGUCGGUCAAGUGGCUUUUUUGGUCGACAUUGUAUUACAAUUUUUCUUGCCUUAUAAAGACAGUCAUUCGUACAGAAUGGUUUAUAAGCGUAACCUCAUUUCUCUUCGCUAUUUGAAAUCUCAUUUUAUCCCUGACCUAUUGGGUUGUAUGCCUUGGGAUAUAAUCUACAAGGCUGUUGGGAAAAAAGAAGAAGUGAGAUACCUUCUGUUCAUCAGGCUGACUCGAGUCCGGAAAGUGACCACAUUUCUACAGAGGCUGGAAAAGGACAUCAGAAUCAGUUAUCGUUUCACAAGGAUAUUAAAACUCAUUGCUGUCGAACUGUAUUGCACUCACACGGCAGCUUGUAUAUUCUACUAUUUGGCCACUACACUUCCUGAGGAAAAAGAGGGUUACACUUGGAUCGGGAGUUUGAAGCUCGGUGAUUAUAGCUAUGCACACUUUAGGGACAUUGAUAUCUGGAAAAGAUACACAACCUCCAUGUAUUUCGCCAUUGUCACUAUGGCAACUGUGGGUUAUGGAGAUAUACAUGCGGUGAAUCUGAGGGAGAUGAUAUUCAUCAUGAUAUAUGUGUCAUUCGACAUGAUCCUUGGUGCAUAUUUGAUCGGUAACAUGACAGCACUCAUCGUGAAGGGGUCGAAAACAGAAAGAUACAGAGACAGAAUGACUGAUCUCAUCAAAUAUAUGAACAGAAAUAGAUUGGACCGGAACCUUCGUAAUCAAAUCAAAGGGCACUUGCGUUUGCAAUACGAAAGCAGCUAUACGGAUGCUGCUGUUCUUCAUGAUAUUCCGAUUUCUAUACGUGCGAAGAUAUCUCAGACUCUGUAUAAGUCUCAUGUUGAGAACGUUCCUCUUUUCAAGGAUUGUUCAUCAGAGUUCAUCAGCCAAAUUGUAACACGGGUGCAUGAAGAAUUUUUCCUCCCAGGAGAAGUAGUAAUGGAACAAGGAAAUGCUGUCGAUCAACUCUAUUUUGUUUGUGAUGGUGUUCUGGAGGAAGUCAGUAUAGUUGCAGAUGGAUCAGAAGAAAUAGUGUGUCAUCUCGAGCGAAACAGCUUAUUCGGAGAGAUUUCAAUCCUCUGUAACAUUCCUCAACCGUAUACCGUUCGUGUGUGCGCAUUUUGUAGACUCCUCCGAAUAGAUAAACUGUCGUUCUCAAAUAUCCUCGAGAUAUAUUUUCACGAUGGACGUAAAGUCUUGACUAACUUGUUAGAGGGGAAAGAAUCUAAUCUUCGCGUGAAGCAACUGGAGACGGAUAUUACUUUCCAUAUAGGGAAACAAGAAGCUGAACUUGCACUGAGAGUGAAUAGUGCAGCUUAUUACGGCGAUUUGUAUCAACUGAAAAGCCUGAUUCGAUCUGGAGCCGAUCCAAAUAAGACAGAUUAUGAUGGACGAUCAGCCUUGCAUCUUACUGCAUCAAGAGGAUACGAAGAUAUUAUUUUGUUCCUCAUACAAGAAGGUGUAGAUAUUAACGCCGAAGAUAAUUUCGGCAACACGCCUUUACUUGAAGCCAUUAAGAGCGGACACGACAAAGUUAUUUCUGUACUGUCCAAAGAAGGGGCAUUACUGAAAAUAGACAAUGCGGGUAGCUUUUUGUGCUCGACAGUUGCGAAAGGAGAUUCGGAUUUGCUCAGAAGGAUUUUGUCCAAUGGGGUUGACCCGAACUCCCGAGACUAUGACCACCGGGCCCCACUUCACGUAGCUGCUUCCCAAGGUUUGUAUUUAAUGGCAAAGUUGCUCAUUGAAGCAGGGGCAAGUGUCUUCUUAAAAGACAGAUGGGGAAACACUCCAUUAGACGAGGGGCGAACGUGCGGAAACAAAAAUAUGAUUAGACUUCUUGAAGAGGCAAAAACGGCACAAUUAUCCGAUUUUCCUGAUUCGUCUCUUGAAUUUACAGCCGAUAAGUUGCAUACGAAGAAGUGCACCGUUUUUCCUUUCCAUCCAUGGGAUCCGAAAGAAGGAAGAAGAAAACACGGAAUCGUAAUGUGGGUUCCUCACACCAUUGAAGAGCUUAUAGAACACGCGUCGAGAAAGCUGGAGUUUUCAGAAGGUUCGUUCGUUUUAUCGGAAGACGGAGGCAUAAUUUUGGAGGCGGAUAUGAUUACGGAUGGCCAGAAACUAUACAUGAUCAAUAACACAGGUUAA
Molecule: messenger RNA, 2514 nt
Organism: Striga hermonthica
Lineage: Eukaryota; Viridiplantae; Streptophyta; Magnoliopsida; Lamiales; Orobanchaceae
Source: the annotation of a GenBank genome assembly